This is a messenger RNA of Struthio camelus australis, 3970 nucleotides long. NCBI's taxonomy places the organism in Eukaryota, Metazoa, Chordata, Aves, Struthioniformes, Struthionidae. The record is from RefSeq and is a predicted model, not a curated record.
UUCUUUUCCUUUUGUGUUGAGUGUACAGCAGCCGUCGCAGUCACACAUUGAGCCUUAUUAUACACAGAAUUGGGAGCAGCGCAGAGAUGCCCCUCUCAUGUCCGAGAGGGGUCAUAAGUUAUUAAUGGCUUUGUUAUUGCAAAGGAAGGGAAAAAAAGCAGGAAAACUAUGUGUCGAUCAAGCAUGGUCACCAGAACGAUGGCCUCAGAGGAGCAGGUCUGGCCAGUCCCAAUGAAGGCAAUUGGAGCGCAAAAUCUUUUGACAAUGCCUGGAGGAGUGAGCAAAUCAGGGUAUCUUCAUAAAAAAGGAGGCACUCAGCUGCAGAUCCUGAAGUGGCCUUUGAGGUUUGUGAUUAUUCACGAGGGAUGUAUUUACUACUUUAAGAGUAGCACAUCUGCAUCUCCACAGGGUGCAUUUUCUUUAAAUGGUUAUAACAGGGUUAUGCGGGCAGCUGAGGAGACAACGUCAAGCAACGUGUUUCCUUUCAAGUUAGUUCACAUUAGCAAGAAGCACAGGACAUGGUUUUUUUCUGCUUCUUCUGAAGACGAAAGAAAGAACUGGAUGCUAUCCCUGAGGAGAGAGAUAGAUCACUACCAUGAGAAGAAAGAAACAAUAACAGAAUUCAGUGAUUCUGGCUCUGAUGCAGACAGUUUCUAUGGCUCAGUAGAACGUCCCAUUGAUAUCAAGUAUUCUCACCACUCAGCAGAUAACGAAGAUUAUGACCAGGAGGAAGAGGACGAGUCAUAUAUCAUGGUCCUGCCCCCGGCCUACCCGCCUCCACCAGUUCCUCACGUCAGAAAAGCUGCCUUCUCAGAAUCAAGAGCCCAUUCCUUUGCUGGCAAAUCUGUUGGGCCUGUACUACCACCACCUCCUAAAAGAGGCUUACCUGAUAUCAAACCAGAGGAUCUUUUAAAUGUGAGAGAACCCCAGUUACAUUGCCGAGCUGAAUCUAAUCUAAAGAUUCAGCACUCUGGCUGGAGACUAAGUGAACAUCCACCUCCUGUACCCCCUCUACCUCUUCUCAAAAAGCCUGUCUGUAUCAAAGAAUCGUGCUCGUUGCCCUCAGAGCCUCUGCCUCAUGUUCUCACUACUCCAGAAGGAUGCGAGAAGCUAAAGAACUUAAACCUUUCACCACGAACUCCUCCUCCGUUACCAAGCAGUAAACCUAAGCUGUCACAGUUAACUGAAAAGCCAGCAGACAUCAGAGUGCCAAGGGAACAUGGUAAACCUGGACUGUUUAUACCACCAGUACUUCCAAAGCCCCCUGUGCCAGCCCACCAGCCCCCUGUGCCAGCCCACCAGCCCCCUGUGCCAGGAUUCAAGCCUAGACCAGAGAAGUCUUUAUGUCCCCAGUUACAGAGAUCACCACCAGAUGGGCAGAGUUUCAGAAGCUUUUCAUUUGAAAAACCAGCACUACCUGCCAAGCCAAACCAACCUGCUGAUGAUUCUGAUGAGGACUAUGAAAAAGUCGAGCUACCUAAUUCAGUAUUUCUUAAUACCUCUGAAUCCUUCGAAGUUGAAAGGGCAUUUAAAGCUACUAGCCCAAGAGGACAACCACAAAAUGGAUUAUACUGUAUUAGGAACUCAUCUACUAAGCCUGGAAAGGUAUUGGUUGUAUGGGAUGAAUCUGCAGAAAAAGUGAGAAACUACAGAAUCUUUGAAAAGGAUUGCAGGUUUUACCUGGAUGCAGAAAUCAUGUUUUUGAACAUGGGAAGUUUGGUUGAAUACUACAGCACUCAUGUCUUACCUAGUCAUGACAGCCUAAUUCUUCAGUGUCCUUAUGGUUACUCUAAACCAAGAUGACGUGGCUGGCAUAACUCACUGAUGCUGAGGAAAAACGGGCUCCCCGCUGUCUCCGAAUUAAAUGUGGACAUAUGGCACUGUUGGACUACCUGUUGUUUGCACACAGAAACUGAGUCUGUUUCAACCGUUUGUUCUCAUGUGGGUUGUAUAUAGACUUUGUUUAAUGAACUCUUGGUAAACUUUGCAAUCCAGAUCAGUGGAUUUUAUGGCCCUUUCUCUUAAAAAGAUCUGAACUGAUUAUGCUGUGAAAGCUGUCUGUGAUACCUGCACCUUUUAUAAAACUGCUGCUAUUACUAAUCUCCUCAGAACGCGUAGGAUAGAUGUGAACAAAAAAAAGUUGUGGAUAUAACCUAUACGGAAAAGAGAAACUUCUAAAAGUACAUCAUAAUUCACUUGUGACGGGGAAUACUAAUACUCUGACUUGGAGGCAUUGCUCUUUUAGUCAGUACUGGUGCUUAACUGAGAGGCUGAAAUGUGUAUUUUUUUUCUUUUAAUUGUAUUGUUGACUUGUAAAUAAUGUAGACUUUUAUGCAAAUAAUUUGGUUUACUCUAGGUAAAGAUGAUCAAGAAAUGCGGCUUUUUUUUUUUUUUUUAAAGCCACUCCAUACAUACAUGUAACUUCUGAUUCCAGUGUCUGCAAUGAUUGCUAUCAGGGAACUGUCCAACUGAUACGGGUAUGGUAUCCCACAUAUCUGAAAUGCACAGCAUUAAGUAAUAGGCAUGGUAUAAUAUUAAUUUGGCUUUCAUAGGAGCCUCACUUGCUAGUUUGGAACUGCAUGGGUAGGUGCCACUAAUAUUGCAAUGGGUAUGAGAAAAGAAAAAAGGAAUAAAUUAGUUUAAUGAGGGAGAAGAGUCUUAUGAAUACCCCAAAUUCUGACUAGCAAUUGUCUCUCAUAUUGCUAUCAUAAAAGGUUUAAAAUUAAAUACAUAAAAAGAAGAAAUCUAGAACCCUAAGUGUGAUGCUACAAUCACUAAUGAAUAUACCCCAUAAAACUUCCUGGUCAGUUUCUUGGAUCAGGUUGUCAGAUCAUCAUUCUUUUCUGUUCUAGGGCAAAGCAUAUUGCCCUAUUCUGUAAAUCUCUAAUAAUUUUUCCAUUAUUAAAAUUGCUACUUGGUUUGUAGUUGCGUGCAAAAUAAAAUCUGGUUUUAAUGUAUUAUCAGCACUGAACAAACUGUAGCAUUAAUGAUAUGCAUUAGGAAGGUGCUUGUAAGCUUUCUUUUCAAAUAUUUUGGGGGCAGGUAUCCUAGAACCAAGGACUUGAUGCUUACGUUGAAAUUAUACCAUUCAUGAAUUUUCAUAAAGAGAGGAUAUCUAUUUUAAUAACCUUUUAAACAACUUUCCUAAUUCAAAAGUACUGUUAAUAAUGAUUUUAUCUCUAACAAUGUUUACAAGACUUGUAGUAGUUUUUUUUUGCAAUUUCUAAAACAGGAGUAGAGGUUAUUUAGUUCCUGAGUCUGAAUCCAUACCAUAAACUUCUUUUGUUGGUUACCUUUACAAAGUUUAUACGUGUCACUUUUAAUUUCAUUUCAGUUAAAUGGUCACAACUUUAAGAACCUAAACAAAGACAUUACAGAAUAAUUUUUUUGUUUAUGAAGACAAUAAAAUAAGAUUUAUAAUAUAUCCUUAAGGGAAUUUGCCCUAAUCAGGAGAUGUAACAUUAGGGUCAUAUAUAGAGAAAUCAAGGCAAGAAAUUCUGGCUCUUCUGUGAGAGAGACGGACGUGCACAAUAUCAGUCGCUUGAUCUCUGCUCCCACUGUAAAAGGUGUUGUAAACAUAAAUGAAAGCAUGUGCAGUACUUAAAUUUCAGAAUCUGUUGGAGAUAACAGAUAUUUUAAUAGGUUUUAAUAAUUCCUUGUUUUAAAUGAGUAUCCCUGGUUCAGUACUUUUCUGAUAUGAAUCGCUGGUCAGCCAAUGAGCCAAAAUAUUAGGCAGAGCAAGUUCUGGCAUCAUACAGUAUAUUUACUGUCUGCUGAGUAAAUUCUGCUCUGCCUGGAAAUACCUGAUAUCAUUGCAUCAGGACAACCAUACUUACGAUAUACUAUCUUUGGGGUCCUAUUCAUAUGUAAUAGCAUUUUGUUUGUUUGUUUUGUAACCAUAUACUUGUAAGAUUUUUAAACUGUAGAAAUACUUAUGUAAUCCAAUUCAAUGUACAAAACAAAACACUGU